This is a messenger RNA of Pocillopora meandrina, 7107 nucleotides long. NCBI's taxonomy places the organism in Eukaryota, Metazoa, Cnidaria, Anthozoa, Scleractinia, Pocilloporidae. The record is from the annotation of a GenBank genome assembly.
AUGAGCUGGCAAAAUUCAACAAGUCGUGUCCCGUCUGACGUUUACCUUCAGAUCAUAAAUGAGCCAGAGUACUGGCUGACUUUAGCUGUGGUUGGUUUCGCCUUGUCAGCUGUGACUGUGGUUGCAAAUUCUAUAUUGCUAGCAACCAUUUGGCACGAUCCUUUGAGGUCGCUUCGAACUCCGCCAUGUCUGUUGAUCGCGAAUUUGAGCUUGGCAGAUUUGCUUGUGGGGUUGUGUGUAAUCCCUAUGGUGACGUUAAGGGAUGUGUAUCGAUCUUUUCUACAAAUGUUACCAUUGCCGUCAAUUGUGGGAACUAUAACAUCAUGCAUUCUGAGCGCAACACUCUUUGUCAGUAGCGCUACCAUCGUUGCGAUGUCAGCAGCUUGCUUUUACGCCAUCGACAAUCCCAUUCGAUACAAGACAAACAUGACAAAGAAGAGAAUUUACUGGUUGAUAGUCAUGGUAUGGAUAGCAUCAGUUCUUAUCUGCUGCCUUCCGGUGACGACUAUUCCUGAAAAUACGUUCAUGCUCAUAUAUAUGCACACUCACAUAUCUCUGCCGGCCUUGCUUCUCAUGAUUAUCUACAUAAAAGGUUUUCGUUCCCUUUCGCAACGACGCCGAGAACUUCUCCAAAGUACGAACGCGUCGGUCAGAAACCACAAGCUCGCUUUGGAACGUAAACGAAACAUGGCUGUGAUAGUGACGACAAUCCUAAUGAUGUUCUACAUCAGUUACCUCCCACGAUUUAUAAUUUUUCAUCUGGAGAACUUUUGCAGCCCUUGCCAAAUCAACGAAGAUUCAAUAAGGUUUCAUAAAACCGACGUGAUUACUUCGCGCUUUAUAUUCUUCAAUUCGGCUAUAAAUCCAUUUGUUUACGCUUGGAGAAUGCCGAAAUACCGCCGAUCUCUGGUAAGCUGCUGGAAAGCUCUCCAAAGUAAACUAAAGUCAACUUUGAAGCGUCAAUGACAAUUAAUGGAGUCUAAACUUUUUUUAAGCUUCGUUCAAUUUGAAGGGAAAAAUGAUAAAAAACUAGAAAGCAGCGAACUUUUGUUCAUGAACUGACAGUAAACCUAGAGGAAUUAAUUCCUUUAGAAUUAUGAGAAGAGUUUUUUGAAUUAAUUACUCCAACCGGCGGACAAAGUUCAUUUGAGGCUCCAAGAGAAGUUUGAAAACCGCUUUUUUUGUGUGCGAAUCAUGUUAGGAGUGUUUUCUAGAAAGCUAGGGUUAAAUGUGGUUAAGAUGUGAAGGAAAUACCUCGGAAGAACUGCCAUUCGGAGGACAUAACCGAAAAGUUCAGUAAACAGCGGAAACCAGAACAGCAGCAGCCAAAACAACAGCCUCGUUAAUUUCAAUUAUGAACGAUAAAACAAUGAAUUGAGGUCUACUGGUUUUUUAAUUAGCAUGUAAUGACCUCUAUACAACGCUCCCUAUGAAUAACAAGUUAGUAAGCAUGUUCAAGCCUUAUCACUUUCAGCCAAACAGGUUUGUUUAUCCAACAUAUUAUCAGCGACUGAUAACAUGUAGGUUGCCAAAACAAGAGAAAAAAGAAACAUUUAGGAAUUAAGAAAUAUUGUUAUGUUGCGUUUCAUUGAGGUUACGUGAUUUUACGCAAUAAAAUGAAUGCAUUUUUUACCUCCGGAACUCCAUUCAGUUGAGAAGCACGAACUCGUUUUUCAUAGUUGUACGUGACCAAGCCUACAGUCUGCCCAUGAAAAAACAUUUUUAAAACGCUUAUCAGUUUUUCGCUUUAUCGAGACACAAUAACUUUUGUUCCGUGAAUCAAGCGAAAAUGGGACGAACAUGGUUUUAAAUGUUAUUUUUUCCACCAUGCAAGGGGCACUGAGUCAGCGUACGAUCGUCUCCUUCAUAAUUUAAGUGGAAUUAGCAAACGAAGUGCAAUAUCAAUUCCUUUUCAAAUCCUUUCGGUGUACAUUGGAAAUACCUUGCUGUCAUUUUACAAUGUAUACGGAGUUUAAGUUAAGUAGAAUUUACGGACAAGACCGGGCCGACGAUGUUCCACGUCAUAUCCAUCCUUUAGUAGGCAGAGGAAAUACUCUCGUCUUAGAGUCAUUUUAUGUAAACAGUAUAUCAACUAAUAAAGGUCAAUGAUAUUCCUCGUCAUAUCCAUCUGUUUUACGCAACCUUAAGCCUUAGUUACCCUCCUUUAGCCAUAAGUAAAGUCAAAUGAAAUGUUUGGUUUUUUCUGUUACCAUAUAACUAAAGUAGUAUUAACGAACAAAGAUCAAUGGUAUCAUUUCCGUGUCAUGUCCAUCCGUUGUUACACAACUCUAAGCCUCAGUCACCUUUAUUUAGUCAUAUAAGCAAAGUCAAAUUGACAAACAAAGGUUCUUUUCUUCCCAAGGGUGAAAAAAAGAGUUAGAAGAACUCUUUUCUGACGUUACAUUUAAUGCUGAAUGAGAGACGAAUGAGAGAAAUUACAAACUACCCUAAGGUUAUUCGUGACUUAAAGCGGAAAUCAUGGUCAGGUUUCUACGAUCAAUUUAUCUCUCAGGAACUUUGCAUGACGAGUUUGUUGCUGAGAUGGCGAAUUAAAGACGAUAUUGCAUUCGCUCAGUAAUGGCCAAGUUGAACUGUAGUCAACAAGAAAAGUUUAAAGUAAGCAGCGUGCUACAACCACCGUACUGAGGGAACUGGUUAAGACCAAGCUACCCAAUUGAAAGGAGAACAGCUGUCGUUCUGCUCGAGCCACUAUGAUCACCCAAAAUGCUUCAGAUCCGAGCCAUGACUUUUAUUUGUCGAUAAUCGAUGAUCCAAUUUACUGGUUGACUUUAACUAUAGUAGGAUACAUUUUUGCUACCGCCAUCAUCUUUACGAAUGCCUUUCUGUUGUUCACAAUUUACCAAGAUCCGCGCAAGUCCCUACGCUCGCCUUCUUCACUUCUGAUCGCAAAUUUAAGCGUGUCAGAUUUACUGCUGGGGUUUGGUGUUCUUCUGAUAGCUGUGCGAGACACCUAUCGGUAUAAACAACUCCAUAUGCCUUUUAUUGGUAUCAUAAAGGCUGUUAUAUACAUUAUUCACAUUACUACUGUCUUCAUUGGCGGAUAUUCUAUAAUAGCAAUGUCAAUCGCUUGUUAUAUCGCAAUCAGCAGGCCGCUGGAAUAUAAAUCCAUCAUAACAGCGAAGCGAAUCAAGAUAUUUAUCGUUGUGGUAUGGGUGAUAUCGUUAUCAACGUGCGUUUUUCCAGUAACGAGUGUUCCCCAAAAUAUUUACGAGCUCAUUUACGCUCACACUCACGCCUCACUACCUGCCGUGUUACUAGCGUUGAUUUAUGUGAGCGUGUUUCGUGCUCUCGCGAGACGAUCGCGCGAUCUUCAACUGAGUGGAAGUAAAUCAAUCUCGGACAACAAACACGUGUUGGAGCGACAGCGGAAGAUGACUUUGACCGUCAUUAUAAUUCUGGGAUUAUUUUUCAUGACCUACAUGCCUCAGUACAUAACGGUACAUCUGCUUCACUUCUGCAAGUCUUGUCAAGAAUCGAUAAAUUUUCACAAAGUUGAUGUGGCAGCCUCGAGGCUUUUGUGUCUAAGUUCAGCUAUGAAUCCCUUUGUCUACGCCUGGAGGGUUCCAAAGUAUCGCUCUGCUUUCUUUGAAUGUUUGAAGAUUAUCCGAAAGAGACUCAAACUUUCUUCUCGAAUGAACGCUUGAGUGGAAGCUGAUAAGGAACACACAGGGCUAGAAACAUCCUCGAAAGCCCGAAGAAUUUAAUCCGGAAAAUUGGCAAACUAAAGGAAGUCAACCAAACCAGAGCUUGACAUCAAUAUCUACAAUGUUAUAAUUAUUAUGACAAUAAUUCCAAUUGAGAGCCACUCGUCGACCAUGAUAAGUCUUAAAAGCGUCAAACUUUAUGAAGGCGAAGGUUGAAAUUAAUUUAUUAUUUAAGAGGUAACCAAAAAAAUUGUUAUUUAUGGCGUAAUUUUUUAUUUAUUCGCAAAAGACGAAAAUACCUUUAGUGAAAAACUGAGUGAGCUUGUUUUUGAAUAUUGACGGCGUGGGAUGUCAAUAUCUUGGCACUAAAGUAGAUAACCACAUCUGUCAUAGAAUAAAGACAAAAGUGACAUGGAAACAAUAUAGUAUUGAUCUGUUUUGUCACGGUUGCUGACUCUACGAAGUUCAGCCUAAAUUUUUAAGUUCGUAAUUUGAAAUUCAAGUCAGUUUUUCUUCACCCUUAGCACCGAGUUCAUUUUUGGUCCUCAGUUCGUCGUCGGUGCUUUUGUUUCUGGCAAAAAAAAUUUGUCAAUUUUCUUUUUUUUUUAAUAACUUUUGGCAGAAGUUCAAACCCUUACGCAAGCCGAAUACUUAACAUUUUUUUAAAACGCAUGUUACUUUGGUUACAGUUCGAUUGAAUCCUUGUUACUCCAGCCGAAUACUCAACAUUUUUCUUUAAUGAUUAGUGGUUUCUCUCAAGUGGAGGGUAAAUUUCCACAUCACAAGGAAAAAAGAUGCAAUAGUGUCACUCUUUUUCUAGUAGAGUGUAAAAUUCCUUUUUAAAACAGAAAGAAAAAAAUCUCAUUCAUGUCAUUUUUGCGCUUAGUUUUCCUUGAUGCACAAUUGAUGUAUAAAUGUGAAACUCAACUCUAUGACUGUAAAUAUUUUUUCUUAGGAUUUUUCAAAUCACGUAAAAAUUUCCUCCAAUAUGUUUCAUAAAAGUCAACGGGAUAUCUUUAUAAAUUGAAGCCAUUGUCUCCGAAAAAUUAAUUGUACAUGAAAAGAGCAUUUAAUGUUUUUCUGAAUAAAUAAAUAAUAUAUUGAUGGGGAGCCUUUAAGGCCAAUUCAAAUUUUUAUGAAUUACGCCGCUACUUAACAACUUCCUUUAACCAGACAUUUUUAUUUGCUCGUGAAACCGGGAAGAUGGAUGAAUAAUUACAAUAUAAUGACACAUUAAUGAGCGGCUACGGAAGGGCUUGCUACGGCAUUGAAGCAAGGGCAGACGAAUCAAAUCCGGUGGUGUGUGGGCGCUGUUAUCACGCAAAAACCUCAAAGGAUAUAGAUCGUCCUGGAAAGGAAUUAGGAUGGUUCCUUGUCUCGAUGGGAUUACGACUAUCGGGUUAACCGAUAGUCGCAAAACGGCCAAAACAUUGUAGCCUUUAGGCGUAAGAAUUGAUAAAUUUUAAUCGAUAGUCGUAGAAAAUGUUAACCGUAAAAAAGAUUUGUAGUGACAACGAUGGAAUGAUGGUAACCGUUAGCCGUAAAAUGGCGAAAAUUUUAACCGUUAGCCGUAAGAGCCACCACCUAUUGAGACCCUCUUUCCCUGAGAAAGCCUCGGCACCCCCGCCCCUCCCCCAUCCCCCCCUCCCACCGCACUUUCCGUACUCUUUCGUUAAAUUUUCAUUCCUAAUCACAGCAACAGCUUACAGCAAAGAUGUAGAAAUAAUUGCAACACAAAAUGAUAACAAAAAUAUCGGUCUUACACACAAUCAUACAUCGCUACCAUUUCCAUGCAUGAAAUUGAGACGGAAAUCGGGGCCAAUACGAUUCUCUUGUUAUUCCCUCUGACCCUUUCAUGAUAUAAGCGCCUGUAGCGCGUGUUCAAAACGAAACAUCUCGAACUUUUUUUGAUUUCUGGACGACAAAUGUGGGUGUUGAUGAUGUUUGUCCUUUAUUAAGAAUAAAGGAUACAGAUAAAUAAACGUAGUUUAAAGUCGAUUUGUGCAUAUGUCUUAUCGAUCACAAGCGCCAUGAAUUAAGCUUUUUUCUGAAUUGCAUCAUUCGUCCUGCGCUAAUCGGCUUGAAAACAAUGCAGUUCGGAUUUGAGAUUACAUGCCUACGGCUAAGAGGAAAGAGAGGUUGAUAGACAAACGGAACAAACUACAAUAACACUGAUGGAAAUUUGACCUCUUAAUUAAGUAGAAGUCCGCAGCAAGAGCAACGGGGGCGCGGCACGGCGAAAUAAAUAACUAUUUUGGGUUUUGUUCUCAUGCAGUAUGAGCUCAAUACGUGAUCAUCCACCGUGACAUUUGGCAACAGAUUAAGAUAGCUUCAGAUAUUUUUCCUGUCGUCGUGUUACAACCUUCGUGCGCCAGCCAAAAAGAAUAUGGCGAAUUUAUCUGAUCCAAACAAUGACUUUUAUCUCAUGAUCAUUCAAGACAAGGAAUACUGGUUGAGCUUAGCUGUGGUUGGAUUUAUUUUAGCAAUUGUUAUCAUCGUAGGAAACUCUAUUCUUUUGUUUACAACUUACAAGAAUCCGCGACGCUCCCUACGUACACCGCCAUCUUAUUUGAUCACGAAUCUUAGCGUGUCAGAUUUACUGCUGGGGCUAAAUGUCCUCGUCGUGGCUGUAAGAGAUGUCUAUCGAUCUCAACUUCAACAGAUGCCGUCUGCGAUGCUUUUUAGAGCAAUAAUAUACACAGUUGUCACGACGACUUUGUUCGUGAGCUCUUACUCGAUCAUAGCCAUGUCACUAACUUGCGACAUAGCAAUCAGCAAACCGAUGGAAUACAAAUCCAUCAUUACCAAGCGAAGAACCAAGAUUUUUGUAGCUGUGUUGUGGCUGAUAUCGUUAACAACGUGCAUUCUUCCUGUGACAAAUGUUUCGGAGGAAACGUAUACCUUAAUUUAUCUUCACACUCACGCUACUCUGCCGGCCAUUUUAUUGACGGUCAUCUAUGUUCAUGUAUUUCGCGCGCUUGGUAAAAGAACUCGCGAACUGCAAAAGGAAGGCUACAAUUCGAUAGCUGCAAACUCACUGGAAAGGAAGCGUAAUAUGGCUGUCACAAUCAUCGUCAUUCUCGUGUUGUUUUUCAUCACGUACAUGCCUCAGUAUAUCACUUUACACUUACUGUACUUCUGCGAAUCAUGCCGAGACUCCAAAACUUUUCAUAUGAUUGACGUGGUAUUGUCUCGCUUUUUGUAUAUAAAUUCUGCUUUAAAUCCCUUUGUUUACGCCUGGAGGGUUCCUAAAUAUCGCAGGGCAUUUAGCGAUUGCUGGCAGAUGUGCAUUGGUAGGCAUAUUUUUGAUGGAUCGAGCUCGUACAUAUCUUCGUUUCGCUCUACCAGAAGACAAACUGAGAAAAUUGGCGUUAGCCCUGAAAUUGGACGGGAUAAGCCCAGAGGUGUAAGUGACCCAUCUGAAAUGACCAGUCAGUUUUAG